CUUCCCGUCGCCGCGCUCUCCUACCCGUGGCUGACCAAGGACCACCCCGACCCGCUCGGAGCCAACCUCACCCGCGUCGCGAGGGCGCUCAAGGCCCUGCUCACUGACAAUAACGGCAUGAUCACGCGGCUCGGCGUCUUCUGGGACUUCGGCUCGCUGCACCAGCACCCCGACCCCCCCAACGGCGUCCUGCGCACCGAGGAGCAGAACGCGCUCUUCAAGCAGGGUUUGGGCUGCCUCGGCACGCUCUACUCCCACAAGCACACUUGGGUGCUGCGGCUGACCUCCUUCCCGGACGGCCACAAGGCGGAGGAGCAGGCCGAGGGCACCAACGUGGCCAAGUACUUUCACCGCGGCUGGUGCUUCACGGAGCAGUGCUGGGCUGGCCUGACAAAGGCUGGCUACCUCUCGCUCGACCUCGGCAAGAUGCGCGACGGCGUGAAGUACGAUUGUGACAGCCUCAUCGACGACUGCACCCAGGCCGGCGGCCGGCGCCCUCCGCUGCUGCCGUCUGCGUUCGCGGCGGAGCUUGAGAAGAAGAGCUUCACCAACGGCAAGGACGACAAGCCGCUGGUGAAGCGGCUGUACGAGGCCGCCUUCAACGAGCAGUUUGGCAAGGCGACCGCGCUGCUCUACCAGGACCUCGGCUGGGGCGACGCGGAGGCGGCGCAGCUGGCGGAGGUCCUCGCGAGCGGGGCAGCCCCGCGGCUCGAGACGCUCUAUCUCAACGAAAACGAGAUUGGCGACGAGGGCUGCAAGGCGCUGGCCGCCGCCCUCAAGGAGGGGGCCGCCCCGAGCCUGAAGGCGCGGGUGGACAACACGGAGCAGCCUGAGCUGGUGGCCGUGUGCAAGAAGCGCGGCAUCCACCUGUCCCGCUUCUGAGCCUCUCCAGCCCCGGCCGGGCGGCAAGGGCGCGG
Messenger RNA from Emiliania huxleyi CCMP1516, 917 nucleotides. RefSeq lists its product as hypothetical. Lineage: Eukaryota; Haptophyta; Isochrysidales; Noelaerhabdaceae. The record is from RefSeq and is a predicted model, not a curated record. The annotation marks the transcript as partial. The transcript is spliced from 2 exons.